AUGUCAUUAUGUUCAACGAGGUUGAAGACUGCCAAGGAGGCAAACACCGAUGUGCCUGCAAGAGAAGGUCGCCCAAACCCAAUCCGCAGCUCCGUCACCGCACCCGGCAAACAUCCACCCCGUAACAUGCGCCCCGCUCACAAGCCAGAAAUCGGCACCAAGACGGUCACCAUCAACCUAGACAAGUAUAAAAGCCACACAGGCAAGAAGUACGAGACAGUCGACGCCAUAGAGUCCAAGCAGCGCCGCGUCGAGGCGCUGAAACGCAAGCAAGAUACCCUCGCAUCCAGACUCAAGCAUCUCGAAAGCCUGAAGCUAAUCAAGGAGAUGAGGGCCGAGUCUAAGACUGAGAGGCUUGGGGGGUCUAUCGGCUGUGACUUCCACAAUGCCAUUUGUGCUGUUAGGGCGAGACUCGAGGAAGAAGGCCCGUCUAGACUUGAGCUGUGGAGUCUGUUGGUGUGGAAUGGUUCUUCCGAACGCAUUGUUGGGAAGCAAGUUCGCGUAAUCCCUGGCUUCAUGAUAGCCAUGACGACUGACUGGCCAAUUGGGCAAAAGCGAGAUCCUGUUUUGCGGAAAGAGCACCUGGAAAUUCUACCGAGUGGCGCCGUGGAACUCGGCUCGGACUGCCGACGAUGCGGAACUUGCGCAAUAUUUGAUAUGGCGCCUGGACGGCGCGCUCUGUCGAGCAGCGUCUUGCCGGUUCCGGGAGGGCCGUGGUCGGUGUCAUGGAUCCGAAGUUGGCGGUCAAUCCGUUUGAAAUGCUCCGACAGCAAAUUUGCCAUCGAGGGCUCGAGGAUAUACAGCACGCCCACCUAUUCCCUAACAUUCGAUCUACCCUGCGACGCCUACGGCUGGCAACCUACCUAG
Molecule: messenger RNA, 867 nt
Organism: Phialemonium atrogriseum
Lineage: Eukaryota; Fungi; Ascomycota; Sordariomycetes; Cephalothecales; Cephalothecaceae
Exons: 5
Coding region: 1-867 (288 amino acids)
Source: RefSeq, a predicted model, not a curated record